AUGCUUACGUUGGCCAGUAAGUUGAAGAAGGAUGAUGGGGGAAAAAUGGGCCGUGCCUCUGGAGUCUCAGAUUCAACCAACAGGGUCUCCAUCAGGGACCGCCUCCUUACCAAAGAAGUCGCAGAUCUUGAAGCCAAUCUCCCCUGUACAUGCAAAGCCAGUUUCCCAGAUGAAAAUAAGCUGCAUCAUUUUCAACUGGCAGUUUCUCCUGAUGAGGGCUACUACCAAAGCGGAAGGUUUCAGUUUGAAAUAGAUGUCCCAGAAGCCUAUAACAUGGUGCCUCCUAAAGUCAGGUGUCUGACAAGAAUAUGGCAUCCAAACAUCACAGAGAAUGGAGAGAUCUGUUUGAGCUUAUUACGCGAACAUUCUAUUGAUGGCACAGGGUGGGCCCCGACUAGAACAUUAAAGGAUGUGGUCUGGGGAUUGAACUCCUUGUUUACAGACCUGCUCAACUUUGAUGACCCUCUGAAUAUCGAUGCUGCAGAACACCAUCUCAGAGACAAGGUAAGGUGCAUUGAGAAAUAA
Menidia menidia (Atlantic silverside) is the source of this 525-nucleotide messenger RNA. The record is from the annotation of a GenBank genome assembly. NCBI's taxonomy places the organism in Eukaryota, Metazoa, Chordata, Actinopteri, Atheriniformes, Atherinopsidae.